Molecule: messenger RNA, 3272 nt
Organism: Cynocephalus volans (Philippine flying lemur)
Lineage: Eukaryota; Metazoa; Chordata; Mammalia; Dermoptera; Cynocephalidae
Product: zinc finger protein 14-like
Exons: 4
Coding region: 85-2658 (857 amino acids)
Biological process (GO): regulation of transcription by RNA polymerase II
Cellular component (GO): nucleus
Molecular function (GO): RNA polymerase II transcription regulatory region sequence-specific DNA binding; DNA-binding transcription factor activity, RNA polymerase II-specific
Source: RefSeq, a predicted model, not a curated record
GUACCUACGUCCUCGUGGUUCUCUGUCUGCAGCGGUCGCGGCCCUCGGGGAGGACGCCCCAGACAGCCGGGAGCGGGGCCGGACAUGAACUCAGUGGUCUUUGAGGAUGUGGCUCUGAACUUCACCCUGGAGGAAUGGGCUUUGCUGGAUUCUGCUCAGAGGAACCUCUACAAAGAUGUGAUGCUUGAAACUUUCAGGAACCUGGACUCAGUAGGGAAAUAUUGGAAAGACCACAGCAUUGAAGAUCAGCACAAAAACCAGAACAGACAUCUGAGAAAUCAUAUGGUGGAAAGGCUCUGUGAAAGUAAUGAAGGUCAUCAAUAUUCAGAAGGCUUCAGCCAGAUUCCAAGCUUCAGGGGAAUAAAAUCAUACGAAUGCCAUGAAUGUGGAAGAGUCUUUCUGCAUCAUUCUUCCCUGAAGAGGCACAUUGGAUCUCACAGUAGGCCCAAAAUAAAUGAAUAUCAGGAAUGUGGGCAGUCCUUCAGUUGUCCCUCAUAUUUAAGAAUGCAUGUGAUAACUCACUGUGGAAAGAAAACCUGUGGAUGUGAAUUAUGUGGGAAAGUCUUGACUCAAUCCCAGUGCUUCACUCAGCAUUACAAGACUCACUUUGCAGAGAAAACUCACAAAUGUAAAUACUGUGGAAAAGUCUUCAGUGAGUUCUCAAGUCUUACUAGACAUGUAACUACUCACACUAAAAAAAAGAAGCCUUAUACAUGUAAGGAAUAUGGUAAAGAUUUCAUUUAUCCCUGGAUUUUUAGAAAACAUAUGAUAACUCACACUGGAAGAAAACCCUAUGAAUAUAGACAAUGUGGGAAGGCAUACAGUAGUGUCAUGUCCUCACUAUGUCAUGUGAGAACAACUCAUAGUGGAGAAAAUCCUUAUAGAUGUGAGCAGUGUGGGAAAGCUUUCAGUUGUUCCAGUCACUUACAGUGCCACUUGAGAAUUCACGUUGGAGAGAAACUCUACAAAUGUAAGCAAUGUGGAAAAGCCUUUCGUUUCUCUAGUUCCUUUCGAAGACAUGAAAAGAUUCACAAUGAUCAGAAACCCCAUGAACCUAAGCAGUGUAGAAAAGCCUUCCCAUAUGCUGCUGCUUUUCGGAGACGUGAAAAGACUCAUGCUGGCAAGAAAUCCUAUGAAUGUCAGCAAUGUUGGAAAACUUAUAGUAGCAUCAGUUCCUUACGAUGUCAUGUGAGAAGAACUCAUAGUGGAGAGAAUCCCUGUAAAUGUGAACAAUGUGGGAAAGUUUUCAGUUGUUCUGGUUACCUGCAAUAUCAUGUGAGAAUUCACACUGGAGAGAAACCCUAUGAAUGUAAGCGAUGCGGGAAAGCCUUUGGUUUUCCUAGUGCCCUUCGAAGACAUGAAAAGACUCACAAUGGAGAGAGGCCCUAUGAAUGUAGACAAUGUGGGAAACUCUACAGUAGUGUCAAUUCCUUACAAUGUCAUGUGAGAAGAACUCAUAAUGGAGGGAACCCCUGUGAAUGUAAGCAAUGUGGGAAAGCUUUCAGUUGUCCUAAUUACUUGCAAUAUCAUGUGAGAAUCCACACUGGCGAGAAACCCUAUGCAUGUAAGCAUUGUGGGAAAGCCUUUGGUUUUCCUAGUUCCCUUCGAAGACAUGAAAAGACUCACACUGGAAGGUUUCCCUAUGAAUGUAAGCAAUGUGGGAAAGCCUACAGGACAGCCAGGAACUUAAAAUAUCAUUUGAGAACAAAUCAUAAUGGAGAGAACUCCUAUGAAUGUCAGCAAUGUAGGAAAGCUUUCAGAUGUUCCACUUACUUACAGUGUCACAUGAGAACUCACACUGAAGAGAAACCCUAUGAAUGUCAGCAGUGUGGGAAAGCCUUCAGUUUUUCUAGUUCCUUUCAAAGACAUGAAAAGACUCACAAUGGAGAGAGGCCCUAUGAAUGUAGACAAUGUGGGAAACUCUACAGUAGUGUUGGUUACUUACAAUGUCAUGUGAGAACAACUCAUAAUGGAGAGAAUCCCUAUGAAUGUAAGCGAUAUGGGAAAGCUUUCAGUUGUCCUAAUUACUUGCAAUACCAUGUGAGAGUUCACACUGGACAGAAACCAUAUGCAUGUAAGAAAUGUGAGAAAGCCUUCAGUUUUUUAAGUUCUCUUCGAAGACAUGAAAAGGUUCACACUGGUGAGAAACCCUAUGAAUGUAAGCAAUGUGGGAAAGCCUUCAGAUGCUCUACUGCCUUUCGACAACAUGAAGAGACUCAUGCUGGAAAGAAACCCUGUGAAUGUCAGCAAUGUGGAAAAGCCUACACUAGGGCCAGGAACUUACCAUAUCAUUUGAGAACAAAUCAUAGUGGGAAGAAUCUCUAUAAAUGUCAGCAGUGUGGGAAAGCCUUCCAUUUUCGUAGUUCCUUCCAAAGGUAUGAAAAGACUCACAAUGGAGAGAAACCCUAUGAAUGCAAGCAAUGUGGGAAAGACUUUAAUUUUUCUAGUGCUUUUCGAAGACAUGAACAGACUCACAAUGGAGAGAGACCUUGUAAAUGUCAGCAGUGUGGAAAAGCCUAUAGUAGGGCGAGUGCCUUACGAUGUCACAUAAGAACAACUCAUAGUGGAGAGAAUCCCUAUGAAUGUCAGCAAUGUGGUAAAGCCUACAGUAGUGCCAGUUACUUAAACUAUCAUGUGAGAACAGCUCAUGCUGGGUAGAGACCCUAUGAGUGUAAGCAAUGUGGGAAAACCUCCAGGUUUUUCAGUUGUUUCCAAAGGCAUAUAAAGACUUACUACAGGGAAAGUGUAUGAAUGUAAGCAGUGUGGUAAAUCCUUUUGUGUUGCAGCCUUUCAAAGACAUCUGAACACACACACACACUGGAGAGAAGUGAUAAAUAUAAGCAGUAUGGGACAGCUUUCAGGUGGCCCUCAUAAGAGGGUACUUCAAAAACUUUAUGGAAGGAUUUGCGUUACCUUACAAUUCUUUUUUUCCACCAUCUUUUUGAAGUACCCUCUUAUUUACAAAAAUGUAAAGAUGCACAAUGGACAUAAACUCUGUAAACGUGAAAAAUGUGGGAAAGCCUUUCAAUUAUAAUAAAUUCUUUCAAGGUCAUAGGAGAAACCAUGUUGGAGAGAAAGCCUGAUGGAAAUUAGUGUAUAAUGAUCCAAAAAACUCACACCAGAAGAGAAAUAUAGUUACAGAUUAGGUAUUGCUUUAUCAGCACAUCAGUCUUAGAUUGGAUUUAUAGGGAAUGAGUUUAAUUCUAAAUUUUGGAAAUAAACAUUGGAAAGAGAAAUAAUUCUUUAUGUGCACUUUGAGGAAUACCACAGGA